Molecule: messenger RNA, 720 nt
Organism: Brassica rapa (field mustard)
Lineage: Eukaryota; Viridiplantae; Streptophyta; Magnoliopsida; Brassicales; Brassicaceae
Product: myosin-binding protein 3
Source: RefSeq, a predicted model, not a curated record
UUUCCCAGUUUCAGGUGCUUCGCUCUUACCUCAGCUUCAUCUCUUUCCUCUUCUCUUCUUUUCUUUUACUUACUUGGGUACCAAAACGUCCAUAAACUUCUCUUUGACUUGCCAUUCGAGAUCAUACUCAGAAUCCAGAAGAUGGCCAUUACCAGUAGAACAAGCGUUUGGUAUCAUCAAGACCAAGGAGACACAAAGAGUUCGGUUGGUAAAGAUAAGAACUUGGAAUUGAUGAAUAAGGUGAGAAUGCUUGAAGAAGCUAUUGAGGAAGAGAGAUUAGCUCGAUCUGCUUUAAUCGUGGAAUUGGAGGAAGAAAGAGCAGCUUCAGCGUCAGCAGCUGAUGAAGCUAUGGCUAUGAAUCUGAGGUUACAAGCUGAUAAAGCUUCACUUGAAAUGGAAGGAAAGCAGUAUGAGAGAAUGAUUGAAGAGAAAUUUGCAUAUGAUGAGGAAGGAAUUAAUAUUCUCAAGGAGAUUUUAUUCAAAAGGGAGAGGGAGAAGCAUUUUCUUGAGAAGGAACUUGAGACUUAGAAGAACAUUGAUGAUGAUGAUGAUGAUGACCGAGAACGGAUUGUUUAUGAUGUUCAUGUCAUUGAGGAUGAUAAUAAUGCUGAGAUGAAAGAUGUUGACGCAGCAGAACACAAAUUGAGGGACAAUGAUGAUCAGGUGAAGCAAAUGGAUGAUUUAUUGAAGGAUCAUGAUUCAUCAACAUAACCUUCUUAA